Messenger RNA from Durio zibethinus, 4082 nucleotides. RefSeq lists its product as uncharacterized. The record is from RefSeq and is a predicted model, not a curated record. Lineage: Eukaryota; Viridiplantae; Streptophyta; Magnoliopsida; Malvales; Malvaceae.
GUUUGAAACAGCAAAGAAUCAAAGCCUCCUUCACUGCCCUUCCUUCUAUGAUACAGAAAAAGAUGCCUCAAGCCCUUCGACGAACUUUUAUAGAUAAUCAGAAAGUGCCAGAGGUUGGAAACGCUAUCCAGUCCAAGACUUCUUUGCAGCUGAAUGAUUCUAGAAGAUCGUCAGAGGAUUUUGGAAUUUCUUCUUUCAAUUUGAGGAACACUGAUCAGAGGUGUGCCAUUUUGGCAUUCCCUACCCUUGAAUCUGAUGGGCGGUGGAGAAUUGUUGCACUGCCCUUGCAAUGUUUUGAUUACACUAACCAUUUCGGAUCUAGAAAUGAAGUGAAUAUGAAUGGCCUGCAUCUGGUCUCCUCUCCGUCUAUUAAUUCAUUUAAGGUUGAUGGACAGAAGACAAAGAAAGGGCCUCAACCUGAGAUUACUUAUUCUGCCAAGCCAUUUAGAGCCAGAAGCUUUUCUGGAUCCAAUGUGCAACAUCAAUCUCGCACUAGGACAAUUGCAAAUAAAAUAUCUAAAUCGAAUGAAGUGUCCAACAAUUCUUCCUGUCAUAGUUCCAUCACUUGCGAUGAUUACUCCGCAGUUAUGUCAAAAGGAUCUAAUGCUACCAAUCCAUCUGCUAUGUUCAUCAAUUGUUCUGAGGAAGACAACACUAUAAAGAGAAAUUCACAAAAGAAGGCAAGAAAGAAGGGAAAACAUAAAAAGAAACUGUUGUGUGAUGUUGGCUUCACAGAAUCAGAAGUUUGUACUGAGUGUACCCAUGGAAGUUCAGCAUCUGAAAUCUGUGGUAACAAUGACAUGAAUUGUGGUGUAGUAGUAUCACGUGCAACUUCGCCUGAAGUUUCACCCUCUGAUGGUUUGCUUAAUGUAACUGAUUUUGCAGACAGCAGCAAUGGUGUUGUUAGAAGUUUUGAUUCACCAAAUAUAUGCACAUCUGACAUUGAUGAAGUGGAUAUAUCAGAAUCUAUUGUACCUUCUCUAGUUCAGAAGUUUCCUAUGGAGCAUCAUAUAAAUAAUUCCGAAGUUGGUAGUGAAGACCAGCGACUUUCAAGGUGUCAAGGAGAUAUAGAGAGGAGACAUCCUUCACAUAUGGGCUCUCUUGAAGGCAUACAUCAGAAGGAUUUCUCUGAUAUGCGUGAUUCUCUAGUGUUGGACUCAGUUUCCGUUGGUUCAAACAGUGAAGACUGUACGAGUGCUGGUCAGAUUGUUAAGCCAUUUAACAAAAACAGCCAUGAAAUCAGCCAAUCAGAGCUACCCGGUUCCAUUACCAAGAAAGGGUUCUAUCAUCAAAACUCAUUAUGUAGUAUUUCAGAAACCCAUGAUUAUACUGUGGGAACCAAGCAUGGUCUGGCUCGUAGCAGCUUUGAUGGACGAAUGGUUGCAUCAGGCCAGAGGGGUAAGCAGUUUAAAUCUAUUCCUGGGAGUUCAGGUACUUGCAAACUUGGAACUAUAGGAAAAUUGCAUGGUAGACCGGGAGCAGAGAACGGUCAUUCUGUUUGGCAAAGGGUUCAGAAGAAUGCUGUAGAGAAAUGCAACAAUAAUUUGAAGAAAACAAGUCCCAUUUGCUCACAAUUUGAUGUUACUUUAAAGGAUGCUCCUUUGCUGAAAAGAAAUUCUAAUGUUGCCAAUGUAACAACCUUAUGUAUUAGUGAUGACAAGAGGAAGUCAAAAAGUAAGGUUUCUAGAAAGUUGAGAAGAAAAGUUAGUCCCGCUUCAAAGCAAGAAAACUGCUGUUAUUCCAAGGAGUCUCAUCCCAACGAGGUUGGUUGUGCAAGGGUUGAGGCCAUGAAAUCUGAAUCAGUUAACAACUUUCAAGCUGGUCCAAGGAGCAUAGAACCAUGUGAAAGUGUCUGUGGUACUGCUUCUGGUUUUAAUAAUCAAGACAGCUUACUGCAAAAAUCAUGUGUCCCUUUGGACCAGCCAAAUUUGCUUGAGGUGCAAACUCCAGUUUAUCUCCCUCAUCUGAUGGUGAAUGCUGUUGCUCGAACAGAAAAAGAAAGUUAUUUUACUGAAAAUGGUAAGCAAAACCAUAAUAUGGGCUCUGUUCUGCAGAAAUGGAUACCUAUUGGGAUAAAGGAUCCCGGAUUUACAACAUCUGCUAGAUCUGCCAAUUUGUCAUUGGAACAUCCUAAUGGGCCAGAUGCUGAAGAUUGGACUUUCAAAAAUACCGUUGAAGAUAAAGUUGCUCCUUGUUCUCAGAAUCUUUAUUCUUCAGUGAAUGCUGGAACACUCUGUAGGAUUGGGAAGGAUUCAAGAUAUGCAAUUAGUUCUCAUGAAAUUGGGAACCACACUAAAGAAUUGAGGAAUCUGAAUGCUUGCAUAAAUGAAAAUGAAAACAAGCACGAUGGGGCUAAUUUCUUAAUGGAUGAAACUAAAGAACAAAAUUUAUCAGCAGUUGCAACUGAUUUAAACAAGAUAGCAAAGGCAUUGAAUGAUGCCUAUAGGGCACAAAUGGCAUCUGAAGCUGUUCAGAUGGCCACUGGGGUUCCCAUUGCCGAGUUUGAAAGGCUUCUUCACUUUUGUUCUCCAGUUAUUUGUCAUUCAUACAGUUCGGUAGGUUGUCAAACUUGCUUGCUGGACCGGGUUCCUAGCGCUCUAUUGUGUAGACAUGAGACACCAAACAUUCCAUUGGGAUGUCUGUGGCGGUGGUAUGAGAAACACGGCAGCUAUGGAUUAGAAAUAAGGGCAGAAGAUUAUAAAAAUCCAAAGCGAUUGGGUGUUGAUCAGUUUGAAUUUCGUGCCUACUUUGUUCCUUACUUGUCAGCAGUUCAACUCUUUAGGGACAGUAAAAGUCAUUCCACCCAGAAUAACACCAGAAUUUCUUCUCCUGGAGUUUCUGAGGCUUGUGAUACUGGUUCCACUUCAAGAAACUCUACUAAUGUCAGUCACCAUCCAAUAUUUUCAGUACUUGUUCCACAACCACGCACUGCAGAACCAAGUAGUCAGUUGCAAGUAAAUGAUGUGGUUAGAUCAGAACCAUCUCCAGUUUCUCCUAAAGAUGUGUUGCCUGUUAAAUCGGUUGACAUGACAUGGUCUGAUCAUCUUGAACUAGUUUUUGAAUACUUUGAAUCUGAGCAGCCUCAACAAAGACGGGCAUUAUAUGAAAAGAUACAAGACCUGGUUAGAGAUGAUGUGUCUCCUCGGUGCAAAAUGUAUGGAGAUCCAAUUUAUCUGAACUCCAUAAAUAUGCUUGAUCUGCAUCCUCGAUCUUGGUAUUCUGUUGCAUGGUAUCCUAUAUAUAGAAUUCCAUAUGGGAACUUCCGUGCAGCAUUUUUGACUUACCAUUCACUUGGCCAUUUGGUUCGUAGAAGUUCCAAGUUUGAUUACCCUAGUGUGGAUGCUUGUAUAGUAUCUCCUGUUGUCGGACUUCAGAGUUACAAUGCUCAGAGUGAAUGCUGGUUCCAGCCGAGGCCCUCUACAAUGAAUGAUACUUCAGGAAUACUGAAGGAGCGAUUAAGGACUCUGGAGGAGACUGCAUCUCUAAUGGCAAGGGCUGUGGUCAACAAGGGAAAUCAGACAUCAGUUAAUAGACACCCUGAUUAUGAGUUCUUUCUCUCCAGGCAACAAUAGUUAAUUAUGUGCAACUCACCUCUUCAGCUUGUCAGUUCAGCAAUGUUCAGGUAGAAGCUAACCUGAACAGUGAGUUCAGUUCAUAGUGUUGUUUGGCCAGUGAAUGCUCUAUCUCUGUACAGUUUGUUUGUAUUAGUAUUGAUUUUGAAAACUUGAAAUAGGAUGCAUAGCUUUUAGCGGACAGCCGAAUGAUGUAUAGAAGUUUUGUUUAAUCAAAGUUGAGUCUUCAAACUAUGUCUAUGAAUAUAUUUGUUUGUUGAAGAAAAGGUUUUCAAGCAUUUUCUUAAGUUUUCGCUUCCAGAAGCGGAUACUAUGGCUUAUAAUCUUUCUUUUAACCCAAACAAGUAUUUUGGCAGAGUGGGAAGGGCAUUAAAAAAAAAAAAAAAAAUUUCCCAACCAAACACUCUUUUAACUGCUCAAGGAAAUGAAACAUGUUGGCUGGGAACAUGUGAAGAUUCGAUACAAUCGUUGGUCAAACUAACCUGAGUUGUCGACAUUUGUUAUUUCGUC